Tilletiopsis washingtonensis is the source of this 1911-nucleotide messenger RNA. RefSeq names its product T-complex protein 1 zeta subunit. The record is from RefSeq and is a predicted model, not a curated record. Lineage: Eukaryota; Fungi; Basidiomycota; Exobasidiomycetes; Entylomatales. The transcript is spliced from 8 exons. Gene Ontology annotation, cellular component: chaperonin-containing T-complex. The coding region runs from base 118 to 1827 and encodes 569 amino acids. Gene Ontology annotation, biological process: protein folding. Gene Ontology annotation, molecular function: ATP hydrolysis activity; ATP-dependent protein folding chaperone; ATP binding.
CGAAAGCAUCUCUCUCUCCGACACCGGCUCCACCACCUCCGCUCUCGCACCCGGCGCAGCACACCCGUGCAUCACAGCGCCAGCCUUCCACGUCGCGCUCCUCGCUCCGCCUGCGCCAUGUCCUCGGCCAUCGAGCUCAUCAACCCGCGCGCCGAGAGCGUGCGGCGCGCACAGGCGCUCGGCGUCAACUGCGCCGGCGCCAUGGGCCUCGCCAACGUCGUCAAGUCGAACCUGGGCCCGCGCGGCACGAUCAAGAUGCUGGUCGAUGGCAGCGGCAACCUCACCAUGACCAAGGACGGCUGCCGUCUCCUCAAGGAGAUGCAGAUCCAGAACCCGACGGCCUCGAUGAUUGCGCGCACUGCCGUGGCGCAGGACGACCAGUGCGGCGACGGCACCACGAGCGUCGUGCUGCUCGUCGGCGAGCUGCUCAAGCAGGCUGAGCGCUACAUCCAGGAGGGCGUGCACCCGCGCGUCAUCAGCGAGGGCUUUGAGCUGGCAAAGACGAGCACGCUGAAGUUCCUCGAGACGUACAAGCAGACGCCCGAGCUGGACCGCACGACGCUCAUCUCUGUGGCGCGCACGUCGCUGUCGACGAAGCUGCACGCCAAGCUUGCAGCGCAGCUCGCAGGCGACGUUGUUGACUCUGUGCUUGCAAUCCGGCCGUCUACGAGCACCAAGAUCUCUGCGCCCGCGCCUACGGGCGACAAGAGCGCCGAGAACCCGGCCGAGUGGGAGGUGCGCGACCCCAUCGACCUGCACAUGGUGGAGAUCAUGAAGAUGCAGCACCGCCACGAGACGGACACGCAGCUCGUCCGCGGCCUCGUCAUGGACCACGGCGCACGCCACGCCGACAUGCCGCGCCGCGUCGAGAACGCAUACGUGCUCACGCUCAAUGUCAGCCUCGAGUACGAGAAGACCGAGGUCAACUCGAGCUUCUUCUACUCGUCGGCCGAGCAGCGCGAGAAGCUAGUCGAGUCGGAGCGCCGGCACGUCGAUGCCAAGCUGAAGAAGAUCAUCGAGCUGAAGCAGGCCGUGUGCGAUGCGCCGACGGACGGCUCGUCCAGCGAGAAGCCGAAGCAGUUCGUCAUCUUCAACCAGAAGGGCAUCGACCCGCUGUCGCUCGACGUGCUGGCCAAGCACAACAUCCUGGCACUGCGCCGCGCCAAGCGCCGCAACAUGGAGCGUCUGCAGCUCUGCUGCGGAGGUGUCGCGCAGAACUCCGUCGACGAUCUCUCGCCUGACAUUCUCGGCUACGCGGGUCUCGUGUACGAGCACACGCUCGGCGAGGAGAAGUACACGUUUGUCGAGGAGUGCCGCGAGCCGAAGAGUGUCACGCUGCUCAUCAAGGGCCCCAACGCACACACCAUCUCGCAGAUCCAAGACGCAGUGCGCGACGGCCUGCGCUCCGUCAAGAAUGCGAUCGAGGAUGCCUCGCUCGUUCCCGGCGGCGGCGCCUUCCAGAUUGCUGCAGCACAGCACCUCGAGGAGCAGACGAAGAAGGCGGCCAAGGGCCGCAGCAAGCUUGGCGUGCAGGCGUUUGCCGAUGCGCUCCUCGUCAUUCCUAAGACGCUGGCUGCCAACGGCGGCUUCGACGUGCAGGAUGCCAUUGUGGCGCUGCAGGAUGAAUGCUCGGCCGGCAACGUUGUCGGCCUCGACAUUCUCACCGGCGAGCCGACGGACGUGGUCACGCAGGGCAUCUGGGACAACUACCGCGUCAUCCGGCAUAUGCUGCACAGCGCCUCCGUCAUCGCCACCAACAUCCUCGCCGUCGAUGAGAUCCUGCGGGCGGGCCGCAGCUCGCUGAAGAGCGAGCAGCCGGGGCCUUGAGAGGCGCCGGAGCAAGCAUCAAAGAGGGAGAGAGGCGGAGAGGCGCUGGGAGGCGCAUAGGCAAUCACCAUGAGAUGCGCACAG